GUCUCUCCCAUUAGCGUACGAAUUUUCCAACCGGCAAGUUCCAAUCGGCACAGUGCUGUGACUUGAAACAUUUUUACUUGCAGCACCGUAAAAGAAAACGUAUUUUCCAAGGAAAAUGGCGGACAGCAGCCCGGAAACCAUGGGCGAAACGAUGGAAAGUGAUUAUUCUUCCUCCGAAGACCAAACAACACAAAUCGUAAAGCAGAAGAUGAUGGGCCAAGUACAGCAACUGGUCGAGCAGAAUAAGUACACUGCGCUGAUCCAAGUCAUCGAGCUGAGUACUCAGCACGUAAACCAGCGAAAAGAAAUUGCAAAGCUGCAACAGCACAUCAAGAAAGUGCUGGAGCAAAGAGGGCAAACCAAAAGCGAUCUAAUCGUGCAACACAAUUUUAAAACGAAUGUGCAAAGCAUUGAGGACUUGAAACAUGCCACUUCCAUUCGGCUGCGCGAAAAAUUGGAAGCAAUCAAUGCCCACAUAAAGUCGAACGACGCGAUGCGCUCGCACCUGAAGGAAGAUGACGCGGUGGCACGCACAGAAAUGGAAGAAAUCAAGAAGCUUUUGAACGAGUUAACUGAGAAGGCAAACGUCCUUCAGCGUGCGCUCAAGAAAGGGGAAGGCCACUUGAAAACCCUGAAACAACAGCUACAUAGCGCCGCUGCAGAAAAAGAUAAUCUUCAGCAAGAUUGUCAUGCCAAGGAGCGUGAAAUGCAUAAUAUUUCCUCGCACAAUGCCGAAAUUAUGCAGCAAAUCCAGAACGAGCUGAUGGACAAAGAAAGCAGUGUCAAACAGCGCACCGAAGAGCUGAAGCGAGAGCAACAAACCCAGACCAAACAAGCGAACGCUUACGAGCAACUUCAAUCCGAGCUGAACGCAAUGCGAAACAAUGUCGAACAGCUGAAGCAAACUGUUGACAGUGAACUGCUGAAGGAAAAGGAAGUCUUUCGCAGGGAGAUCGCUUUUUCGGAGAAAUCUUUCGAAGAGAUGAAAAUGAAGAACGAAAGCAUGAUUGCACAAAUGACAAACUCCAUUACGGAUUUAGUUGCACAAACAAAAAAAUCCGAAGAACGUAUCAAUGAGCAGCGUAACAGACAAAAUGAGCUGUGUAACAAUUUGCGAUACUUGCAAGAACAAAACAGCAAGCUGAAGCAGGAGCAGGAAAACUACAACCGCAACAAGCUACAAGAAAUGGAGUUCGCUCGACUGAAGGAAUCGAUUAAAGCAUCCAAAACCAGUGGCAAUGAGGUUGCCUCGAAAAAAUCUGCGUUUAUUAUGCGACCGAAAAGACAAGUAUACAUUAACGAAUCGAAAAACAAUAAAAAAGUUACAGCUAAAAAGAACCCGCCGACAGAUAGCGAGCAGCCAUCCAGUGCAUUCGACGAAUCUAUAUGCUUCGACGGAAAAUUGUAGGUGGAAGACUUCGACAAUUCGGUGCAUCUUACAUAAUACUUAAUAUCGUUUCUUUACCUAUCCUACCAUUACGUACACUGAUGAGUGUAUGUUCGUAUUGGCCAUACUAAAUAAUAUUGUAUCUAUCACUUAUGUUGAAAACUAUUUGAAAUGCAGCUCAAUAAAUAAGUCAUUGUCGAAAGCCUG
Molecule: messenger RNA, 1594 nt
Organism: Anopheles moucheti
Lineage: Eukaryota; Metazoa; Arthropoda; Insecta; Diptera; Culicidae
Product: myosin heavy chain, clone 203-like
Exons: 4
Coding region: 116-1408 (430 amino acids)
Source: RefSeq, a predicted model, not a curated record